Messenger RNA from Papilio machaon (common yellow swallowtail), 771 nucleotides. RefSeq names its product phosphatidylinositol-glycan biosynthesis class F protein (gene PIG-F). The coding region runs from base 60 to 764 and encodes 234 amino acids. The record is from RefSeq and is a predicted model, not a curated record. NCBI's taxonomy places the organism in Eukaryota, Metazoa, Arthropoda, Insecta, Lepidoptera, Papilionidae. The transcript has a single exon. Gene Ontology annotation, cellular component: endoplasmic reticulum membrane. Gene Ontology annotation, biological process: GPI anchor biosynthetic process.
CUGUCAAAGCCAAAUGUCAACGAUAUUUACCUUAUUUAUUGGAAUUUGGAAGAAGUAAAAUGUUUUCCUUAAAUAAUCAAUUAGAACUCCGAAAAAUUGUAGUUUCGAGUUUAAUUACAUGUAUUUAUUUGCCGAGCAUUGUUACUGUGAUAUCAUACAAAGGACUUCUGUACUCGCUGGGAAAUGGUUCGACGUUUUAUGUUUUGCUACUAAUAUACAUUGCGGAGCUGCUGAAAUCAUUUUAUUUAAACAGCAAUGUUGCAUCAAAAAAGAUUAAAAGUAAGAUGCAAGCUAGAGAUGUGAUAAACUCCGGUAUAUUUCUUUUGGGAGUUAUUUUUUGUUUUUUCGUUGGUAUGAUAUUGUUCGGGGCGCCGUUUUUAGAUAGUCACGAAGAGACACUGAUGUUAUCAGCGCUUUUGACACUGCUGACAGUAUUUCCUUUAGUAGCACACGCUGGGGUGGAAUCAGCUAUGCAGCUGCUAUUUGGUGUGAAAAAUUUCUCUAGAAAUACAAUAAUAGAGAUGUUAGUUAACAAUGCUUUAUUGACGGUGUGCGGGGCGUGGCUCGGCGCUGUCGUGAUACCGCUGGACUGGAACACGCCCUGGCAGAAGUGGCCGAUACCCUGCUACUUAGGAGCUAUCGGCGGUCAUCUGAUCUCCAAUGUUUUGACAAUUUUAAAAAUAUCACUGAUGUCUGCAGCGGACAAGUAUCCUAUGCUAAACUUUAUUGUCAGUGUGUUAAACAAGUUCAAUUUAUCUAAAUAGUUUUGUG